AUGGAAAAGGAUUUGCGAGAGGAAGUCAAGGAAGUCAAUGAAAAUGUUGUGAGUCUUGAAUCAAGACUAGUAAUUAUAGAAGAUGAUUGGAAUCCGGUAAAAUAUCCUGAUCCGGAUUCAACCUUGAAGGAUGACCUAAAAGGGUACUAUGGUGGCAAUGAGUACAUUGAUGAGCUAGAUACACUUUGUCAACAAAGGGCUUUGGCUGCAUUUCACUUAGACCCAAAGAAAUUGGGAGUUAAUGUCCAACCUCUGUCUGGUUCUCCUGCUAACUUUGAAGUUUACACUGCACUUCUCAACCCACAUGACCGUAUUAUGGGUAUGGAUUUUCCUCAUGGAGGUCACUUGUCAUAUGGAUUUAUGACUCCUAAAAGACGGGUAUCUGGGACUUCGAUUUAUUUUGAAUCGAUGCCCUACCGUCUUGAUGAAUCAACAGGCCUUAUUGAUUAUGAUAUGCUUGAGAAAACUGCCACCCUUUUUCGACCAAAACUCAUCAUUGUUGGUGCUAGUGCUUAUCCUCGUGAUUUCAAUUAUCCUCGAAUGAGAAAGAUUGCAGAUUCUGUUGGGGCUUUUCUCAUGAUGGAUAUGGCUCACAUAAGUGGUCUCGUUGCUGCAUCUGUACUUGCCGACCCAUUUGAAUACUGUGAUGUUGUAACAACCACCACUCACAAGUCAUUACGAGGUCCCAGAGGUGGCAUGAUUUUCUUC
This is a messenger RNA of Papaver somniferum (opium poppy), 708 nucleotides long. Its product is annotated as serine hydroxymethyltransferase 3, chloroplastic-like. The transcript has 6 exons. Gene Ontology annotation, molecular function: serine binding; glycine hydroxymethyltransferase activity; pyridoxal phosphate binding. Gene Ontology annotation, cellular component: cytoplasm. The record is from RefSeq and is a predicted model, not a curated record. The annotation marks the transcript as partial. Gene Ontology annotation, biological process: folic acid metabolic process; L-serine catabolic process; tetrahydrofolate interconversion. NCBI's taxonomy places the organism in Eukaryota, Viridiplantae, Streptophyta, Magnoliopsida, Ranunculales, Papaveraceae.